AUGGAGCACUACGUUACCAUUGCAUCUUGUCAGCUGAAUCAAUGGGCUCUUGAUUUUGAAGGGAACCGGGAUAGAAUCAUUGAAUCAAUCAAGCAAGCGAAGGAACAAAAGGCUCGUCUUCGCCUUGGUCCUGAGUUGGAAAUAACUGGUUAUGGAUGCGAAGAUCAUUUUCUUGAAACCGAUACUUAUACCCAUUCAUGGGAAAUGCUUUGCUGGAUUAUAAAGCAUCCCAAUUGCCAAGAUAUUUUACUUGAUAUUGGAAUGCCUGUCAUGCACAAGUCAGUACGCCAUAAUUGUCGUAUCAUAGCUUUGGAUGGAAAAAUCUUAUUGAUCCGACCUAAAUUAUGGCUUUGCGAUGAUGGAAAUUUUCGUGAAUCUCGCUGGUUCACUCCUUGGUUACGUCCUCGUGUCGUUGAAUCAUUCUACUUACCCACCUCGGUUGGUGAAUCACUCGGUCAAAAGCAAGUUCCCAUUGGCGAUGCUAUUCUUCAGUGUAAAGAUACCGUUGUAGGCAUUGAGACUUGCGAGGAAUUAUUUACCCCUGACAGCCCUCAUGUGGAUAUGGCCCUAGACGGUGUAGAAGUAUUUUUGAACGCCUCUGGUUCGCAUCACGAGCUUCGAAAACUAUCCACACGUUACAGGCUCAUCCAAAACUCCACGCAAAAAUGUGGUGGUAUUUACUUGUAUAGCAACCAAAGAGGCUGCGAUGGUGGUCGCUUGUACUACGACGGAUGCGCUAUGAUCCUUGCUAACGGAGAACUGCUAGCUCAGGGUAGUCAAUUUAGUUUAAGAGAUGUAGAAGUCGUUUCAGCUACGGCUAAUGUUGAUAAAGUUCGCUCAAACAGAUUUCAACCCUCGCACGGAUUACAAGGAAUUACUCGCCCUUCAUACGAGCGUAUAUAUGUCGACUUUAGCCUUAGUUCAUUUAAACAGAACUUUGACAUGCACAACAAGCCUACCGAAGAAAGACCCAUUCGUAUAGUUUCUCCUCAGGAAGAGAUUGCAUAUGGUCCAGCCUGCUGGCUUUGGGACUACUUGAGAAGAUCCCGUUCAGGUGGAUUCUUUUUACCCUUGAGUGGUGGUUUAGAUUCAGCUUCUAGUGCUGUGAUUGUUCAUAGCAUGUGUAGAAUUGUUACGAAUGCUAUCAAAGAUAAUGACCAAACAGUUUUAGCUGAUGUUCGUCGUAUUGUCGGUCAACAAGAUUACUCCUCAACUUGUCCCAGGGAGCUUGCUAGUCAUAUAUUCUACACAACUUUUAUGGGCUCUGAAAAUUCUUCUAAAGAGACAAGAAACCGUGCUAAGGAGUUAUCUUCCCUUAUUGGAUCAUACCAUGUGGAUUUGAGUAUCGAUACAAUGACUCGUGCGGUUGUAAGCCUAUUCGGCAUGGUAACAGGAAAAACUCCUCAAUUUCGUUCCCAUGGCGGCUCUACUGCCGAGAAUUUAGCUUUACAAAAUAUCCAAGCAAGAUCAAGAAUGCUUUUAGCCUAUUUGUUUGCUCAACUUUUACCAUGGGUUCGUGGUUAUUCGGGAUCUUUGCUCGUGUUGGGUAGUUCUAAUGUUGAUGAAUGUUUACGUGGAUAUCUCACCAAGUACGAUUGCUCUAGUGCUGAUAUCAACCCCAUUGGUGGAAUCUCAAAAACUGAUCUAAAAUCAUUCUUAGAAUUUACCAAGGAUGAAUUUGAUCUACCAAUCCUCCAAAACUUUUUGGAUGCUACUCCAACUGCUGAGUUGGAACCCACCACUAGUAAUUAUGUUCAGAGUGAUGAAGCUGAUAUGGGAAUGACUUAUCCCGAACUUAGCAUGUUUGGAAAGCUUAGAAAGAUUGGAAAGUGUGGCCCCUUGAGUAUGUUUAAUGAAUUAAUUCAUAAAUGGGGUGAUCACCUUUCUCCUACUGAGAUUGCUGCUAAAGUGAAGCGCUUCUUCUAUUACUACGGUAUUAACCGUCAUAAAAUGACCACCCUCACACCUAGUUAUCAUGCCGAGACUUAUGGAGUUGACGAUAAUCGUUAUGAUCUAAGGCAAUUUUUAUAUCCCUCUUGGACAUGGCAAAACAAGAGGAUUGAUGAUGUUGCUGCCAAGUAUGAAGAACAUGAAAGGAUGAAUAAAGGACAAGCACAAUAA
Molecule: messenger RNA, 2121 nt
Organism: Schizosaccharomyces osmophilus
Lineage: Eukaryota; Fungi; Ascomycota; Schizosaccharomycetes; Schizosaccharomycetales; Schizosaccharomycetaceae
Gene: qns1
Product: glutamine-dependent NAD(+) synthetase Qns1
Exons: 6
Coding region: 1-2121 (706 amino acids)
Biological process (GO): NAD+ biosynthetic process
Cellular component (GO): cytoplasm
Molecular function (GO): glutaminase activity; NAD+ synthase (glutamine-hydrolyzing) activity; ATP binding
Source: RefSeq, a predicted model, not a curated record